GACAGUAAGUUACAUUUUCUCGGAACCGGAGGAAUCGGAGCAUUACGGAUUCAAGGAAGAAACUUUUUUAUCAAUCAUUGUUUUACAGAAAUGGAGUCUGCCCUAGUCUACCCAAUGAUGACUCAACCAACCAGUGUUCAGACCACCAAAACAAUGACAGCUGUCCUUGUAACUCAGCCAGCACCCGUCGUAGCUUUUCAGGGACCGAAGAGAGAGAUACCGGAGAGAGAGGGACUGAAGAGAGACUGGAGCACCGGUUUGUGCGGAUGCUUUGAGGACUGCUACUCUUUUUUUAUGGGGUGGUUUUGCCCCUGUAUUCUACUCUGUGAUGUGUCUCAGAGAAUGGGUGAAGGUUGUUGCUUUGCGACUUGUUGUUCUGGUGCUUUGUUGGGGCUGAGGAUCAAACUCAGGACACAGCAGAACAUUCAGGGUUCCCUGUGCAAUGAUUACUGCGUGGUUCAAUAUUGCGGAUUAUGUGUGCUGUGUCAGCUGUGGCGUGAGCUAAACCACAUCGGAUUGAGGCAGUGAUUUUGGGACUAAACUCGGUGGAGAUAUACUCUGAGCACAGGAGCGUUGCUGAAACAGUAUUGUUAAUCUCCUUUGUAGGCCUGAAAGGUUAUUUUUACGGUGUUAAGAUAAAGUAGCUCUUAAAGAAUUUAGGAAGAACGUUGUACGAACCGCAUUUAAUCUUCCAGACUGAAAAAUGUCAUUUUUUUCAUGUAGAACGGUGGAAACUGUCGUUAACAUGUGAUAAUCGAAUGAAAUGAAGCUUAACUUUAGUUGGCUAGAUAAUAGAAGACAGAAGCCAUGAUAGCGUAAAGAAAACCAACCGAAAAACCGUAGAAAAAAAUCAUCCAAAACCUUAAAAGAAACUGUUACUAUCAAAACCGAAAAACCGCAUGCAAAACUGUCAAAACCGAUAUAUAUUUACAUCCCAGUUGUAAAAACUGUAAUAGAUUCGAUACGAGUGGAGCAUACAGAGGUUUAGCAGCUAUUUAAGAUCCGAGGAGGCGCAUAAUUGCUGCUCUGAUCGAAUUAGUGCGUACUGAUGGCCUAAAGAGUAUGCACGCUGUGUCAGCUGUUACGUAAGUUGAACCACCUGGGAGAGCGUUAAUGAUUCUGUGACGUCGUUUUCUAUGAAACACAUCUGUGCUCACUAGUUGAUGAAAUUACCAUUAAAGACAUGGGGGGAAUACUUUUGUUCUUGGGCCAUCGUUUAUAAGGUAUCUAGAUCGUAAUAAGGUAUCUAGACAGCUUGGUUUGUUAAGUAGGGUCAGAAACAGUCUCACGGUUCACGCAGCUGAAAGAGUCUUGACGACUAUGAUGAUUCUUCCCAAGUUAGAUUAUUGCGACUUUGUUUGUUUGUUUGUUUAGCUCCUUCUAAAUAUAAAACUUUAGAAAGGUUACAAACAUGAACUGCUCAAAUUGUUUUAAAAGAAUGCUGCCUUAGUCACGAUCAGCUGUUGCGACAAUUAGGUUGGAUGUCCCUUAAGACACGUUUUACGAUGCAUAUUUCAACUUUUGUUUUUAAAUGUGUCAAUAACAUUGCUCCUGAAAUGUUCAAAGAA
Molecule: messenger RNA, 1568 nt
Organism: Stylophora pistillata
Lineage: Eukaryota; Metazoa; Cnidaria; Anthozoa; Scleractinia; Pocilloporidae
Product: cornifelin homolog
Source: RefSeq, a predicted model, not a curated record